AUGCGCGGCUCCGCAGAACCAUCGACCUCCUCUUACCUGAAGUCCUCCUUGAGGAAUCUCUCCAAGGAUCCGGAUGUCACACUGGACGGUGUCCUAGAGCGGGGAGGGGGUGGCUCACAGAACCUGGUUCCCUCCGGUGCGGCGUUGAACAGCAUGCGCGAGUCGAUACAAAAGCGAUGUUUGGACAUCAUUAAGCAACGAACCGAAGACUCCGACAGACUCUUGCGGGAACUACAGAAGAUACGGCGGGAUCAUCAGCGCGUUGAGCGAGAGCGUGACGAUAUUGGCGAACGCAGGCACAAACUAAAGAAGGUGAAGAAGCGAGAGCCAGAUGACGACCGACCGCUGGCAGUGGGCGCUCACGGCGUCGCUAGACAGGAUGGUGUCGAAGUUCACAAAGGAGCUGCCUCGCCAGCGGGUUCGUCGCCAAUAUCGCAACCACCCCCUUCUGCUACUGGAACCGGUGCCGCAGACGCCCCUUCACCAAGCGAGUCGGAAGCCUCCCAUCAGCCUGCUCCCGUACCUUCCGUCCCGCAGUUCCAGAUUUUCGGACCUGAUCCCUCAUCCUUCCCUGAUCCUACCAUCUACCAUAUCCGAGAGGUGACGCCUGGCAUGACGGAGGAAGAAAUCAAGGAGAUAUAUAGCGUCGCAGAAUACCCACAGUCAGAUCUGCACCAUCUCACGCCUGGCACCCCGCCCGACAGCGACUUCUCCAAUGCUAAACCUGCAUCCCAGGUUAGCGCCACGGUCUUCGCCAACUACGUCGAGCCUUAUAUACGUCCGCUGACUGAGGAGGAUACGGCCUUCCUAAAAGAAAGAGGAGAUCGAGUGACGCCUUUCAUAAUGCCCCGCCGGGGGGCGCGGCAUUAUAAAGAGAUUUGGGCCGAGGAGGAUGGUGCCAUGCAUAUUGACAGUAACAACGAUAUGCGUUUAGCACCCAACGAGCCUCGCGGUAGCUAUGACGAUAUAUCGGAAGACGUAUUGGGAACGGAACUCGUGUCGAACGGCCCGUUAAUGUCUCGCCUUCUCUCAUUGUUGCGACCAGAGGGCCGUGGGAACCCUCCUAAUGAGAGCAAUGGUGCAAACCCGGACGCCAUGGACGUAGAUGAGGGUGCCGGAGCGCCUGCGGAUACAAACAACAACAACUCGCUGACUGCAGCAACACAAAUACCGGAGUUUUUGCAGCCAGGCUGGAAGGCGCCACCACCUGCUGCUAGGACCGACUAUGCGACUCUGGAAGAACGGGCAAUGAUGGAGGUCAAGCACUACGGCCUCAUAACCGACGCCGACGAACCUCAAGCCAACUACGAUAUGCAGUUUGAUGACGAAGUAGCUGCCCGUCUGAGAUUGUUGCAGGACCAGCUGCGCAAGCAGUCUAUAGUAAACGGAGCCCGAAAACAACGACUCCUAGAGCUGAUGGCUGAGCGCAUGGCGCAGCAAGAAUACAACAUAAUCGCUGAUGAUCUGGACCAUCAGCUCAUCCAAGCCUACCUUAAGAGGAACAAGAAUAUUGGCAAAUCAAAGAAGCAAACGAAGCGUCCCGGUGGACCAGGUGGAGGGAGCCACCCGGUUCCGAGCGCCGGCGUCAGCAGGCCUGGCGUUGGUGAGUCGAUACGCGCACUCAUGGAGAGGAAGAGCCAAUGGAACAAUACAAUCGGCCCUGUCGUUGAUUACGGCAAAACGAGUCUGCCGGCGGACACGAUCUUCCCAGAAGAGAAGAUGAAAGUUCUUGAAGACCAGGAAGUGGAGAUUUGGCGUAAUGAGACGGAGGAAUAG
Messenger RNA from Westerdykella ornata, 1776 nucleotides. RefSeq lists its product as uncharacterized. Gene Ontology annotation, biological process: regulation of transcription by RNA polymerase II. Gene Ontology annotation, cellular component: SAGA complex. The transcript is spliced from 2 exons. The record is from RefSeq and is a predicted model, not a curated record. NCBI's taxonomy places the organism in Eukaryota, Fungi, Ascomycota, Dothideomycetes, Pleosporales, Sporormiaceae. Gene Ontology annotation, molecular function: transcription coactivator activity. The coding region runs from base 1 to 1776 and encodes 591 amino acids.